CUUUUAUCUCUUAUCAGGAGGGUGAAGUGGGGGAAAGAAAAUGUCGAAAUCGCCUGAAGAUGAGCACCCAAGGAAGGCCUUUGGAUGGGCAGCUAGGGACCCGUCCGGUGUCCUCUCUCCAUUUAGAUUCUCACGAAGGGCAACGGGAGAUGAUGAUGUGACCUUCAAAGUAUUGUACUGCGGGAUCUGCCACUCCGACCUUCACUUCAUCAAGAACGAAUGGGGUUUCUCCACCUAUCCAAUGGUUCCUGGGCACGAGAUUGUGGGAAUAGCAACAGAGGUAGGAAGCAAGGUAAAAAGAUUCAAAGUGGGAGAUAAGGUAGGUGUUGGUUGCAAUAUUGGGGCUUGUCAUUCCUGUGAUAACUGCACCAAGGACUUAGAGAGCUACUGCCCCAAAGUCAUCCUCACCUAUAGCUCAACUUAUUAUGAUGGAACUACCAACUAUGGAGGCUACUCCGAUAUAAUGGUUGUCAAUGAGCGGUACGCCGUGUUGUUUCCGGAUAACCUGCCACUCGAUGCCGGUGCACCCUUACUUUGUGCAGGGAUUACAGUGUACAGCCCAUUGAAAUAUUAUGGAUUAAGUGAGCCUGGUAUGCAUUUGGGUGUUGUAGGGCUUGGUGGGCUUGGGCAUAUGGCUGUGAAAUUUGCCAAGGCUUUUGGGUUGAAGGUGACUGUGAUUAGCACAUCUCCUAGCAAAGAAAAGGAAGCAAUUGAACGUCUUGGUGCUGAUUCGUUUUUGGUCAGUCGUGAUCAAGUUCAGAUGCAGGAAGCCAUGGGCACUCUUGAUGGAAUUAUUGAUACAGUUUCGGCCCAUCAUCCUCUUCUACCAUUGAUUAGUCUACUAAAAUCUCAUGGGAAGCUUGUCAUGGUGGGUGCACCAGAGAAGCCGCUGGAAGUACCUGUCUUUCCUUUGCUAGUGGGAAGGAAGCUUAUAGCUGGAAGUGCCACUGGGGGAAUGAAGGAGACACAAGAAAUGGUUGAUUUUGCAGGAAAACACAACAUAACAGCAGACAUCGAGGUUAUUCCAAUGGAUUAUGUCAACACCGCAUUUGAGCGACUUCUUAAGGCUGAUGUCAAAUACCGAUUUGUCAUCGACAUAGCAAACACAUUGAAUGCUGCAUAAAGCAUGCAGACAUCGAAUUAGUUUGAAUUUACUUCGGCAUCAAAAGCACCACACAAUCACAGAGUUUAAGUUUUAUCUGAAUAAGAAAUGUUGAUUGCUUGUUUCAAUAGAAUCUUUGUUGAU
Messenger RNA from Telopea speciosissima, 1246 nucleotides. Its product is annotated as probable mannitol dehydrogenase. The transcript is spliced from 6 exons. Gene Ontology annotation, biological process: lignin biosynthetic process. The record is from RefSeq and is a predicted model, not a curated record. Bases 41 to 1123 code for a protein of 360 amino acids. Gene Ontology annotation, molecular function: zinc ion binding; cinnamyl-alcohol dehydrogenase activity. NCBI's taxonomy places the organism in Eukaryota, Viridiplantae, Streptophyta, Magnoliopsida, Proteales, Proteaceae.